Abrus precatorius (Indian licorice) is the source of this 1939-nucleotide messenger RNA. Its product is annotated as inorganic phosphate transporter 1-4-like. Bases 269 to 1843 code for a protein of 524 amino acids. The transcript has 2 exons. Gene Ontology annotation, biological process: transmembrane transport; phosphate ion transport. Lineage: Eukaryota; Viridiplantae; Streptophyta; Magnoliopsida; Fabales; Fabaceae. The record is from RefSeq and is a predicted model, not a curated record. Gene Ontology annotation, cellular component: membrane. Gene Ontology annotation, molecular function: phosphate transmembrane transporter activity.
GACAAAAGCAGAACGAACGAGUGCAGUUAAAUAGGGAGGCAUUCCCCACGCUCCUUUCUGAAUUUCUAAGUUGUUUCUCUCUCUCUCUCUCUCAUAGGAACAACUACGCCACUCCGUUUCACUUGCUUUAAGUGACGCUGUCUCGUUCCUGUUCUUUGUUUGAUUCCUUGCAGUGUUCUACGUCUGAAUAGCGCAGCAUAUUGCUUUGUUAAGGUACUUAUUGAGAGAGUUGAGUGAAGGAAGAAGCUUUUGCUGACAAAGGAAAGACAUGGCCAAGGAAAACUUGCAAGUGCUUAAUGCACUUGAUGUUGCCAAGACACAAUGGUACCAUUUCACUGCUAUUGUGAUUGCUGGGAUGGGUUUCUUCACUGAUGCCUAUGAUCUGUUCUGCAUCUCCCUUGUCACCAAAUUGCUUGGUCGCAUAUAUUACUAUGAAGGUCCGAACAAGCCUGGGGCUCUGCCAGACAAUGUUUCUGCUGCCAUCAAUGGUGUUGCAUUCUGUGGAACACUUGCAGGCCAACUUUUCUUUGGUUGGCUUGGUGACAAAAUGGGAAGGAAGCGUGUGUAUGGAAUGACCCUUAUGCUCAUGAUGAUAUGCUCAAUUGCCUCUGGUCUUUCUUUUGGCAAAGAGCCUAAAACUGUUAUAACCACCUUAUGCUUCUUCCGUUUCUGGCUUGGAUUUGGCAUUGGUGGAGAUUACCCUCUUUCAGCCACUAUCAUGUCUGAGUAUGCCAACAAGAAGACUCGUGGAGCCUUCAUAGCUGCAGUUUUUGCUAUGCAAGGUUUUGGAAUUUUGGCUGGUGGCAUGAUUGCAAUCAUAGUUUCAUCUGUUUUCAAAGCCAUGUACCCUGCUCCAACAUUCCAGUUGAACCCAGUUUUGUCCACAGUGCCACAAGCUGAUUAUGUCUGGAGGAUAAUCUUGAUGUUUGGUGCAGUCCCAGCUUUGUUGACAUACUAUUGGCGUAUGAAAAUGCCUGAGACUGCAAGAUACACUGCAUUGGUCGCCAAGAAUGCUAAGCAAGCAGCUUCAGAUAUGUCAAAGGUGUUGCAGGUUGAGAUAGAAGCUGAACAGGAGAAAGUUCAGCAAUUGGACACAGAAAGAAGGAACGAGUUUGGCUUGUUCUCAACACAGUUCCUUCGUCGCCAUGGCCUUCACCUGGUUGGAACAGCCACUACUUGGUUCCUGUUGGACAUUGCCUAUUAUAGUCAGAAUCUUUUUCAGAAAGACAUAUUUAGUGCCAUUGGCUGGAUUGCAGAAGCAAAAACCAUGAAUGCCAUUGAAGAAGUUUACAAAAUUGCUAGAGCGCAGACCCUCAUAGCCCUUUGCAGUACUGUCCCCGGUUACUGGUUCACAGUGGCACUUAUUGAUAGGAUGGGAAGGUUUGCUAUUCAGUUGAUGGGCUUUUUCUUCAUGACUGUAUUCAUGUUUGCCUUGGCCAUACCUUACCACCACUGGACCAUGCAUGGCAACCAAAUUGGGUUUGUUGUGAUGUAUUCAUUGACUUUCUUCUUUGCCAAUUUUGGUCCAAAUGCCACCACAUUCGUGGUGCCAGCAGAGAUUUUCCCAGCUAGACUAAGGUCAACAUGCCAUGGCAUAUCAGCUGCAGCUGGAAAAGCUGGGGCAAUGGUAGGGGCUUUUGGCUUCUUAUACGCUCAAAAUGGCAUUGGAGUCAGAAAUACGCUUAUAAUUUUGGGUGUGUUUAACUUCUUGGGGAUGAUGUUUACAUUCUUGGUGCCUGAGUCUAAAGGAAAAUCUCUGGAGGAGAUGUCUGGUGAAGCUGAGGAAGAGACUACUGCUACAAGAGAAUCAGCAAUGGAAGCUGGUCUUCAAGUUAGGACUUAGGACCAUGUGACCAUCAGAGUUUGUCAUUGCAGUUGAGCUUUUUCUUAUAUGUUAUCGUAGAUUUUGUCAUUGCAGUUGAACUUUUUUUUUUUUUUU